CCACAUUAUUAAACCCCGCACAUCUUCCCCUCAAACUCAAAGUGUCAAGACAAGUGACUGGACGUGCAUGUGGCCCAUAUUUCACCCAUAACAGAUUGAGGCUAUCGUACACUCCUCUCUACAGCUGGACAUGUUUUUUACCCUGCUUAUUCUUCUACAUACUCUGUGUACCACACAUGCCAUAGCUCUAGAUCCCUGCUCAGCCUACAUCAGUCUGAAUGAGCCGUGGAGAAACACCGACUACCACGUCAAUAACUCCGCAGGUGUCCCUCUGUGUGACCGACACGUGUCUGGAGAAUGGUAUCGCUUCACAGGGAUGGCCGGGGACGCUAUGCCCACCUUCUGUAUCGAAGAGAACCACUGUGGUACCCAUGCCCCCAUCUGGCUAAAUGGCAGUCACCCACUGCCUCGUGAUGGCACUGUCACCGUGCCCGCAUGUGCCAGCUUUAACAACAACUGCUGUCACUGGACCGCCAGCGUGGACGUGAAGGCCUGUGCUAAGGGUUAUUACGUCUACCGCCUUCCCCGACCCUCCGUCUGUUUCCACGUCUACUGUGGCCAUUUCUAUGACAUAUGUGAUGAGGUGGAGUGCAAUGGUGCUGAUUGUCCCGUUGAGCCUGAAUGUCGCUGUCCUGCUGGGACCGUUCUGGGAACUGAUGCACAAACAUGUCUGGAUGUGAAUGAGUGUGAGAAGGGGAAUGGAGGCUGUGCAGAAAUUUGCAUCAACACCAAAGGUUCUCACCGAUGUGAGUGUGGACCGGGCAAAGUGUUGGAUGUGGAUGGAAAGAGUUGUAAGGAAAUCGCAGGAUGUGACCACGUGAAUGGAGGCUGUAGUCAUGGAUGCUCCUCAGAGGAGGACUCAUAUUACUGUCACUGUCCUCGGGGUCUAACACUAGGAGAUGACAAACGCAGCUGUGAGGUCCCUGUCCAGUGUGAUCCUAGUUCAAUACAGGUCUCAGUUCCUAAAGACCUGGUGGGAGGACUUGAACUCUUCCUGUCUAACUCUUCUUGUCGUGGCCUUUCCAACGGCACCCACAUUAACCUCCGCUUCAGUUUGAAGACCUGCGGCACUGUGGUGCAGGUCAUCGAUGACAAAAUUAUCGGCACUAACUUGGUGACGGGGUUGCCGCGGUCGAGUCCUGGCAGCAGUGGGGAUUUGAUCGUGCGUACCAGUAAACUACUGCUGCCAAUCACAUGCGAGUUUCCACGUCAGUAUGAAGUGUCAGACGGAUACCUGCCCAGCCUACGCAACACAGCACUUGAGCUGGCGGGACACAGUGAAGGAGUUUUCCCCUUUACCCUGGAGCUCUUUAAGAGCGCUGAGUUCUCUGAGCCGUACAGUCAACCUCCUCAGCUGCGUCUGCAUGACUCGCUGUACUUUGGUGUUGAACCUCUCGAGCGAGUGGAUGGUCUUGCCGCAUUUGUCGAAAGCUGUUUUGCAACACCCAGCCCCAAGGCUGACCAGGCCUUGAAAUAUUACCUCAUUAAAGAUGGCUGUAUUACAGAUGAAACCGUACGUCAGCUUUCAGCCAAAGAUCAGCUCUCCAAACACUACCAGGUCCCUGUCUUCAAGUUCAUUGGCAAGGACAACCGAGAGGUGUUUCUGCAUUGCCGUGUGUUGGUGUGUGGACAGUCCCAAGGCGAGUCCCGCUGCACGCAGGGCUGUCGAAAACGAUUGAGGAGGGCUCUGUGGGCCGACCAGCAUCAAGUGCAAGACAUCCUGUCCAGUGGACCCAUUCAUAUACUACCAGACCCAUGAGACACACUCACCAUCCAGCAUGUGUUAACGCUAACCCGCAAAUGAAACAGCUCCCUCUACAGUUUAUACACACAUAUUUAUACAGUACAAUAUAUCUGCAGUAUUCAGACAUUUUUAUUAAAUAAAGGGCACUAUUGGUCAAGCAUCAAUACAUGUAAAGCUCUGCUCGAAUGUAUUUAUGGCAUAAUGACAAAUUAAAUAUAUCAAAUCAAAAUCAAAAUUAGUCAUAUAUGUUGUACUGUUUCUGUGCUUUCAUUAUUCACAUCUUUGUUUUCUAUAUAAAACAGAUCAUUUCUAGGCUAUAAACUAUGGAGGACCACAAAAUUCAUGCAAAAUGUAAUAAAGAACUUGAAUAUUUAAUAACUACCUGGACAAUAAAAAUAGCAAUUAAUAGAUUUGUUUAAAAUGUCAUUAAUUAAUCUAUAAAUAAAUAGACAAAGUUACAAAAAAAUCAUUAUGUAACAUUUUAUCAGGCAAUAAAAGUGAGAUUAUAAAAAUAACGUAGAAAUGAAAUAUUAAUCCAUUAAUAAAGCUCAAAGUAAUAUAACAAUUUACAAAAACAACAUAAAACACUCAAUAAGUUCAUCAUUUUAAAUAUUGCAUUUAUAAAUUCUUAAUUAAAUAAUGGAAUUUCAAAAUGUAUUUCAAAAAGCGAUUUAAAAAGAGAAAUAAAUAACUGGAUUUAUAAAUUAAACUACAAAUACAGGUUUAAAUUAGGCAUUUAAAAGGGCAUUUCUGUUUAACAUUUCUGUUUUCAUUUUCCGAUGGUUCUCCUUAUUCUUUUCGCUAUUCGAUUUGCUUUUCGUUUUAGCUUUUCCGUGAUGCAUUUAUAAAUUCUUCUUAUUAAUGGAUUAAUAUUUAAUUUCUAUGUUUUUUUAUAAUCUCACUUUUUAUUGCCUAAUAAAAUGUUACAUAAUGAUUUUUUACUUUGUCUAUUUAUUUAUUUAUUUAUAGAUUAAUUAAUGAAAUUUUAAACAAAUCUAUUAAUUGCUAUUUUUAUUGUCCAGGUAGUUUUUAAAUAUUGAAGUUCUUUAUUACAUUUUGCAUGACUCUUGUGGUCCUCCAUAAUAAACCAGUUUGAAGUCAUCCUGAUAAUCUGAGUGAUGUGUUGUGUGCAGUAAAACAUCUGUUAAUGUAAACACAGAACCUUGAAUCUCAAGCUUUCACAAUUAAAUUGAAGAUUUCAUUAAAGCUUUGAACCAGAAAUUAUUACAGUCUUAUCAAUAGCUUUAUUUUAAAUAUGUAAUAUGUAUCAUUAUGUUCAGCACUGUAUUACUGAAGAAAACAAAUAAUUGAAACGGCCAGUAAUACAAUAGUUUUAUUUGUCACAGGCAUCAUGUCAUUUUAUUGUCUUUCACAGUGUAAUAAACAACCUUUGCAUUGCUAAGGUUCAGACAGAUUAAAUAUGAAUUUGAGUUUAAAUAAAAUUCAAAAUAAAAAUAAG
Molecule: messenger RNA, 3203 nt
Organism: Misgurnus anguillicaudatus (oriental weatherfish)
Lineage: Eukaryota; Metazoa; Chordata; Actinopteri; Cypriniformes; Cobitidae
Gene: oit3
Product: oncoprotein induced transcript 3
Molecular function (GO): calcium ion binding
Source: RefSeq, a predicted model, not a curated record